UCUUAGCGAGUCAUAAAUCGUAACACAACCUUCUAUUUUGUCUUAACUUGUUAAAGAAAGACAAAAGGCUAAUCUACUAAUCGAUAACGAAGAAAAAAAAAGAACGAGGACUGACGAAUCACGAGAGAGACACACGACUUGUAAAAAACAUGAGGACAAAAAAAAAGGAAAGUCGAAAAAAGAUGCUACGUGAUUGGAGGGAUCGCGUUAAAUCUUUAGUAAUUUUUUCUAUUAAGUUGAAUUGAACGAUUUUAAAGACAAGAAAGGAAAGAUCGACGUUCAAUUAGGUGCAACGUGCAGAUCUCGUUGAUCUCGCGAAGGAAAACAAAAACACAACAUAGACGCACGACAAUAAUAUACGGCAAGUGCCGCGAAUUUCAUACAUAGGCACGUAAUACACACAUAUAUAUAUAUACGCACACACACCAUUUCUUACGUGGCGUAUAAACGGCUUAUAUGCACGUUGCAAAUAGAGGCGGUCCCACCGAUCGUUUCUAUGGCGAGAGGCGCGAUGUACGACGAUGACGACAAUGACGGCAAUGACGACGAUGAUGAUUACGAUGACGACAAGAGUUGUCGUACAUUCACAGUGAACGUGUUUGCGAGAUUCAUUUAGAAAAGCGACCGAUAAAAGAGAUAUUAGGAAGCGGGGGAGGAGUAGAGAGAGAGAAAGAGAGAGAGAGAAUGCAUGUACGUGCUUGUGUAUGUGUGUGGGUGUGUACGAGUGUAUGUGCAAGAGAGGUAGAGAAAGAGAGCGAGCGCGAGGACGCGCGUCGUCGCGACGCGUUUCGCGCACCACCGGUCGUCCUCGUUCACGCACGGUGCACCGUGUGCUCUUGAUCUCUCAUUUCUCUCUUUCCUAGCCUUCCGGAGCAUCACAAACGUCCUAACGCCCUUCGAUAAAACGAGGACGAGGAUCGGACGGGACGAGAAACACACGUCGUGAUCGCGACACAGCCUAAACACGCAUCAUUCCUCUCUCCCGGGGGGCAGCCAUUUGCUACGAUCGAGUUGUGUGUAGAAAAUAAAAGGUGUACGCACAAAAACGGAAGGCGAUGCCACCUUGUAGUACGCCAGCUCGUAUCGUGAUCGUCGUACACUCACGAUCCUUACGCUCGUCAAUGGCGCGACGCCGAAAUCUGUCAACGCCUACGAAGAAAAAUAUUUGGAUUUUUCUUACCUGAACUGUCCUCUAUACAGCUAAAAGGAUUCUCAGCUUCGAAUAUCGCGACCCCACGCUUACUUGUGCGGCAUAUGGAAGUGUACAGGGAAAAUCUUCAUUACGAUUGGCUUAUUUCAGAUAAGCCGCAAAAAGUAAGCCAAUCAGCGCCGACCUUUUAUGUUUUGAUGCGUUUCUUUUUAACCCUCGAUAAAAUGUCUGCUCGUGGAAAAGGCGGGAAAACUCGCACUUAAAAGCGAAUCAUUUUCUCUUUAUUGAUUAACACCAUCGUUUUUACGUUUCGUUUACCGUCGAAAAGGAGAUUUUAUCUUUUCAUUUUUUACACGUACUUUCCUUUCAAUCGUGACAAAUCAUUGGUAUUAUUUCCUGAUCAUUAAAAAGGUUAGAUCAUAUUUCUAUUAUAGGUGGUGCCACUCUCUACUACCGUUGAUUAGGAAUAGGCUGCUCGCAGGUUAGCCAACGUCUAAUGGAAUUUAAAGAAAAAUAUCCUCUUGCAUUAUCAUUAAAGUGACAUGCGGUAUUUAUAUUAAUCGUUCUUAUGAGUUUAUGCGAAUGUAGACGCUUGUAUUGUUCUAGCGUCAGAUAUUUCUGUUUGUAAUCAAUGAAAGGUGAAACCUAAGAAUUAUGUGCCACUUAUGAAUAAAUAACAACGCAAUGUUAGUAAACGUGUUUUUAUAAUAUCAAUAUUUUAUGACUAUACGUAAUUUUAGUGUUUAGAUACGAUACAAGAUAUUAAUUUCAUUUACAAAAAUUAUAUUUUAUUUAUAUUAAACGUGAGAUUCUUGAAACAUUUUUUUAUACGAAACGUUUACAUUUGUAUCGUAUAAUUGGUUCUUUUACUAUAAAAUCUGACCAAUCAGCAUUUUUUGACAUGAAACAUGAAUAAAUAGAAAUAAUAACAUCCUGGAAAUAAUAGUUAAUUAUUGUCUCGUAUAUUGCAUCUGAUCGUUAAUUAUUGAUUUGGUUAGUACAUUAUAACUGUAUUAUAUACUCACAUUGCAUUAUACGUAUUUUUUGCGAUUGUGUAUAUAGGGAGACCUUUGAUUGGUCUAUAUUUUAUUAUAUUUUCGAUAAUAAAAAAUAUAUCGAUGAUAUCGAUAUCAAAUUCGAUAUCUCGUUAGCGUCAUCAAAGUUUGACCACUGGUAAUUACUGCCAGAACACAAACAAUAAUUAAACCUUUAAAUAACGGUAUCGUACUACUUUAUUUACAAAUAUUUGUAUUGAUUAAUUUUUUGCUGCUCCUGAUUCGUAUAUUAUUUAUAUCAUGGAUAGUAAAUAUUCUGACGCUGUAUAUACAUGGUUUGAAAGAUGUGGUAUUAUAUCAAAUAUAAGAACACAUCUUCGUAAAAAUUUAGUAAAUGCUUUAAAGUACAAAGAUUUAUCUUUAAAGGAUUACUGUAGUAAACCGAAACCAGCGAAACAAUAUGUUUUUGACUUUCUUGUAGCAGAGUAUUUAUUUAAUGUUAAUUAUGCUUAUACUUUAUCAGUAUUUGCUAGCGAAGCUCCACUUUUAAUACAGUUCGAUAAUCAAAUACCUGAUAGUUACGAUGAUAAAAAACAACAUAGUAGACAAAAAUUACAAAAGGAUUAUAUAUAUCAUACAUUAGAGACUUUAGGAAUUGGACCAAGUGAUCCUGAAGGACAGUAUAUUAUGUCAGAAUAUAUAAAUAAUGAUGCACCAUUACUUUUAUGUAUAUUAAAAUGUAUAUCAUUUUGUUCAUUGGAUUUAAACAAAAUUCAAAGUUUUAAAAAAGCCAGAUCAAUGAGUACGAAAGAAACGCAAACAGAUACUUUUUUCCAACCAAGUACGGACAUAGAAAGAUUAAGGUCUAUAAAAAAGAAGAUAUUUAGGCAAAAACAAAUUUUUGAUGCUCAAUUAAAAGAAAAAGAACUUGGAUUAAAAAAUCGUGCUGUUAUUAUUGAAGAGCAACUUAUUUCUUUGAAUGGAAAAUUAGAAAAAGCACAGGAACUAAUGUAUAUGGUUACUUUAAAAGAACAACAAUUAAAAGAAAAAAAACAGAAAGAAGAGCAAGAUUUGUUUCAAAAAGAAAUUGAAUUAUCUUUUAAACACAAUGCAUUAUUAUUAGAAAAUGAAAGAUUUAAAAAAAAACAAGAUAUGUAUAAAAAUUAUGAACGUGACUUGGAAAAAUUGCAAGAAGAACUUGCUAUAACAAAGAAAGGCUUUUCUUCUAAUUAUGAGUUAAGGGAUACAGGAAUACAAACAAGUUCUAGUAAUGAUUUGGGUGAUAAAAAUAAAGAUGUACAAUUUAAUGAAGAGAAGAAAGAAUUAGUUAAACUUUUACAUGGUCAGCAGUUAAAAAUAGAUGAAUUAACGCAGUAUGCGAUUCAGCUAUCCCGUAGAUUAGAAGAAAUUCAUCAGUCAAGAUCCACAUUAAUCGAAGAUACUGUAAUACCAAAAAAAACUAUAUAUACUAAUACUAUCGUCAGUGAAAGUAGUUCCACUGAGGAUAUUUUGCAAGACGCUAAAUUACGUCUGAAACGUUUAGAAGAAGAAAGUAUAAAAGCUGAUAGGUUUUACUAUAAUUGUAUUGCUACUUAAUUAUAAUAUAUAUUAUACACAUUUUAGAUUGUAUGUCCAAAAGUGUCAAUGAUAAUUUAUUUUGUACAGAUAGUUGAUUACACCAACACAAUAUUAUACAUUUAUUAGGUUAUAUCAUUUAUAUAUAUAUACAGUAUUAUAUUUUCAUCAAAUAAGUAAAAAGAUAAAAGUUUUACUAUAAAUUUAUUUGUUUUAAUUAUUCUAUUGGCUAUAAUAUUAUCAGACAAUAAGUACUUGAUAAGUAUAUAUUACUUUUAUCGGAUAUCAAAGCAAUCUUCACAUUUGUUUAGCAACUAACACAUAUCAGUACAAACUUGAGGUGAACAAUUUUUUUUUCGUAAGAAAUGAUUAAGUUACAUUCAAGUGCAAGAGCACAUUGAAGAAUAUGAAUUGAUUGAGAAAUAGUUUAUUUUAUAAAAUCGGACGUUAACGUAAUAUACAAAUUAUCCACUAUUUUUUCUUUAUUAUGACGAAUUCUACUUUAAUUACAUGCAACAUCAAACGUAAUAUAUAAAAUGUUAAAUCAACAUUUUUUCUGUUGCCGUGCAUCAUCUUCGUUUGGGAUCUGAACUCCUCCUAGUAAGUUUUUGUUAAGGAUAAAUAUCUAUUUAAAUUAUUAAAAUAUUUUUUUUUUGUUCUGAAAAAAUUCUUGACUACUAAUACAUAUAUAGUUUAGAUGUUUGUAUAAAAAGGAUAUUGUUUGUCUCUGUUCUCUCGUCCUUCGCGUUCAUGCGUACGUUCCUUUGUAUAUGGAGAUUUUUCCUGAAAAUAUAUUGAUGGAUAAAUGUCCUAUAUGCCUUGUGACUUCUGCGAUUAACAUUGGGUACUUGAUAGUAUCACCUAUGUUUUCUCGUCUUUGCUACUGUCUCCUGUUUCAUCUUUUCAAUAUACUCGAAGUGGACGUCUUUAUCAACUAAGGGGCCAAGUAACAAGGUUAGAAAAAUGAUAAUAAUUUUACUUUUAGUACACAAAACUAGACAAAUGUGAACUUACUCCUUUAUGAAAUUUUUUUUAAAUAAAUAAUAAAAUGAUA
Messenger RNA from Vespa velutina, 4774 nucleotides. RefSeq names its product MAR-binding filament-like protein 1. NCBI's taxonomy places the organism in Eukaryota, Metazoa, Arthropoda, Insecta, Hymenoptera, Vespidae. Gene Ontology annotation, molecular function: protein binding. Bases 2446 to 3741 code for a protein of 431 amino acids. The record is from RefSeq and is a predicted model, not a curated record. The transcript is spliced from 4 exons.